AUGGUGAACGUGGAGGCCGUGCUGGGCCACCGCGCCACGCUGCCCUGCGACAUCUCGGCCAACCGGACGGACGACCGCGUGCAGAUGGUCAUGUGGUUCCAGGUCUCGGCCAGCAAGCCACUCUUCACGUUCGACGUGCGGGGCCGCACCUUCGACGAGGCGCUCACGUGGUCGGACGCCAAGGCGCUGGGCCCCAGGGCGCACUUCUCGGCGUCCUCCAGGCCCGCCGCCCUCACCGUGGACGGCGUGGUGCUGGACGACGCGGGGGUGUACCGCUGCCGCGCCGACUUCUCCAACUCGGCCACCAGGAACAGCAGGGUCAACCUCACCGUCAUAGUGCCCCCGCACUCCAUGGCCGUGUACGACGUCUCUGGCAAGAAGGUGAACGCCAGCAUCGGGCCGCUGCUGGAGGGGGACAACCUGGUGCUCAAGUGCGAGGUCCGAGGAGGUCGGCCCGAGCCCACGGUGACGUGGUUCGCCAACGGGCGCCUGAUGGACGGCGUGGUGGACGCCAGCACGCCCAAGGUGAUCGUGAACCGCCUGGACGUGCACCGCGUGUCGCGCACGCACCUCAACACCACGUACCGCUGCCAGGCCUCCAACACCAGGCUCAUCGACCCGCGCCACCAGGACGUGCGCCUCGACCUCAAGCUGAAGCCGCUGUCCGUGCGCCUGUACCCGCGGCCGGCGCACAUCCCCGCCGACGAGGAGGUGCGCUUCGAGUGCGUGACGGUGGGCAGCCGGCCGCAGGCCGUGGUCACGUGGUGGAAGACGCGCCACGCCGGCCGCGACGAGCAGCACUUCGGCGCGCCGCACGUUGACACCCGCGACAACGAGACCAUGGCCUGGUCCGUGCUGACGUUCCGGCCCAAGGCCGCGGACAACAACGCCACGGUGCGGUGCCACGCGGACAACCCCCACUUGGACAACGUGGGGCUGGAGGACAGCUUCACCCUCAACGUCGUGCAUCCCCCCGUGGUGGAGCUCCACCUCGGCGACACGCUGAACCCCAGCAACAUCAAGGAGGGCGAUGACGUCUACUUCGAGUGCAGCAUCCACUCCAACCCGCCCAAGCACCGCAUCACGUGGUUCCACAAUGGCCAGCCCGUGCUGCACAACCUGUCCCAGGGCGUGAUCCUGUCCUCCAAGUCGCUGGUGCUGCAGCGCGUGGCGCGAAGGCAGGCCGGCGGCUACACCUGCCACGCGUCCAACGAGCGGGGCAACACCACCAGCAGGCCCGUGCACCUACGCGUCAAAUUCGCCCCGGUGUGCAAGACCGACGGUGUGGUGGUGGUGGGCGCCGCCCUGCAGGAGCACCUCCGCGUCCGCUGCCGCGUGGCGGCCGACCCCGCCGACGCGGUGUCCUUCUUCUGGCAGUUCAACAACAGCGGCAACACGUACGACGUCCAGGAGUCGCGGCCCGGCCCCAUGACGGCCGACCUGGAGUACACGGCGCUGUCGGAGCGCGACUACGGCACCCUGGCGUGCUGGGCCGCCAACGAGGUGGGCCGGCAGCAGGAGCCCUGUCUGUUCCGCGUCGUGCAGGCCAGUGCGCCCGGCGCGGUGACCAACUGCUCGCUGCUGGCGAGCGGGCCGGGCGGCCAGUCGGGGCGCGUGGACGUGUCCUGCGUGCCGGGCCACCCGGGCGGGCUGCCCCAGUGGUUCUCCCUCAUCCUGCUGGAGCCGCGCUCCGGCCGCAUCCUCUUCAACUCGACGACCGGCGAGGUGGACGCCGAGCCGCAGUGGUCGCUGGACCCCAGCAUCCUGGCGAGCGCGGUGAGCGCGGCGCGGGCGCCCGUGUCGCUCGUGGUGCGCGCGCACAACCUCAAGGGCCAGAGCGCGCCCGCCGUGCUGGACGACAAGCUGGCGCGCGCCGGCAUCGCCCGCCAACAGAUCCCCGAUCUGAUACUGGGCGGCGACGGCUCCGGCAUGGUGGGCGUGGCCGCGGUGGUGCUGGGCGUGCUGCUGCCCCUGGGGCUCGUGGGGCUCGCCGUCGUCGUGUGCAUCGUGCGGCGCCGCAACGCGCUGGGCCUCGCCGCCGGGCUCGACAACAAGGUGAGCCACAACGGGCUGCAGGGCCCCGGCCAGGGCCACGGCCACAAGGGCGGCCUGCCCUCCAGCCGCAGGAACUCGUCGCUGGAGAUCAACGACGGCGACCAGCGCUACGUCGUGUCGUACACGCUCAAGGCCUCGGCGUCCGGCACGCCGGAGCGCGGCAAGCAGCACCUCCGGCCGGACAUUCUCAACACACCCAGAGCAGUGGGCGGCGACGCGGCGCCCAAACCGCCCACGCCGCAGCGCCCGGACUCGCUGUUCACCGAAGCCGGCUCUGGCGGGGCCGGCGCCCCCGGCGGGCUGGUGGGCAGCUUGGUGGGCGGCACACUGGGUCGCCGAACGCACGCCGUCACCACGCCAAUAUCGCCGGGCGGCGGCAUCUCGCCGGGCAUCCGGAGCCUCCGGAGCCAGCAGGGCGUGGUGUCCUCGGCCUCGCUGUCGUCCGUGCCGUCGCCGCCGGACCGCGCGCCGCCGCCCAUCGCAGCGUACCCGCCGCCCUCGCUGGGCACCGCGCACCAGACCCACCAGACCCUCAACGGGUCGCUCCGAAGGACGAAAGGGCUGUUCAACAGCAUCCCGGGCCCAGAGAGCUGUGUCUAAGACCCCGCCGGGCCUGAGGCUCCAGGAAGAAAAACUGUGACAAUAGCUUCGGGUUGUGCGAAAAUGGUGCAAGCGGUGCAAAGUGAAAGUGACACUGUAAAGAAUGGGACGUUCCAUAAUGUUGUCUGACUUGUUUAUACAUAUUGUUACCGGACCAAACUCCUCCUUUUAUGCAUAGAUAUAAACUAUGGCCAAUCUGCUGAUUGCGAUUUCUGUGUCUUCCAUGUGUUGCUUUGUGUGAGGUGGAACUGUUUCUACUAUUUGGCACUCCGGUGCUUUCUAAGAUUCUCUUGUAAACGUAUAAGGCUAUAAAGUGUGGUGCCAUGAAUUGCCUCACAACGGCUGCCCCAAGUGCCGCUCGUUCUGCCCGUUCCGAAUGCCGUUCCGAGCAAGUGAAUCGGGAUCGGGUGGAGUUACUGCCAUCUUUCAUGUGUGCACGCACACACUUGCCAUUAAGAUGGUAUCCGUCGAUGUAGCUAAAUUUACAUAUCUACAUUGAGCAAAACUGCCUAAACAUUUAAUCUGCCCCAGCCACUGAAUUGAAAUGCCCUAAAGAUUAAUCUGUCUGCAUCUACACUUUUCAACCUACUGAUAU
Thrips palmi is the source of this 3250-nucleotide messenger RNA. Its product is annotated as hemicentin-2-like. The record is from RefSeq and is a predicted model, not a curated record. The coding region runs from base 1 to 2655 and encodes 884 amino acids. Lineage: Eukaryota; Metazoa; Arthropoda; Insecta; Thysanoptera; Thripidae. The transcript is spliced from 14 exons.